AUCCAGGAGAUGGUCCACUCGGACGCCACGUCCUAUGAGUCCAACCGCCAAGUGCCCCUGAUCAAUCGCCCCGGGAUGUUAGCCGGCCCCAUGAGCGCUCUCAGCCAGUCGCAGCUGAUUUCUCAGAUGGGGAUGCGGAGCAGUGUUACCCACGGUUCCCCAUCGCCUCCGGGAAGUAAGUCUGCUACACCAUCUCCCUCCAGUUCUACUCAGGAAGAGGAGACAGAGUCACAUUAUAAGGUUACUGGAGAGAAAAGACCAUCAACAGACCUGGGUAAAAAGCCCAAAAGCCAAAAGAAGAAGAAAAAGAAGGAUCCCAAUGAGCCCCAGAAGCCUGUGUCAGCCUACGCCCUGUUUUUCAGAGACACACAAGCAGCCAUCAAAGGGCAAAACCCCAACGCUACCUUCGGAGACGUAUCGAAAAUCGUUGCGUCAAUGUGGGACAGUUUGGGCGAAGAACAAAAACAAGCAUGGCAGAGGAAGGCGAAAGCCGCGAAGAAGGAGUACCUGAAAGCACUGGCAGCGUACCGGGCCAGCCUCGUCUCCAAGCCACAGGCUUCCUCGCCCUACCCCGGCCUGGGCUCCUUCCUGUCCCCGUCGGACCUGCAGAACUACCGUGGCCACCCCAGCCUCCCCCGGACCCUCACCUCCAAACCCAUGCUGCCCAGCAUCAGUGCCUCCCCGCCGCCCUCCUUCCAGAUCAGCCCCCCGCUCCACCAGCAGCUCUCCUUGCACCACCCACCGCCGAUGCAAAGGCUUUCCUGGCCGCGCGUCUUCUGCGGCCGUUCGCCACCCCCCGAGGAGGGAGGUCCUGAAAAACAAGCGCGGGGGAAGAGGGAUGUAAAACAGAUGUUGCUGCAUUGGCAGCUGCCUGCGCCCUGCGAGGUCCCACCGCGGUGGUUUCGGGUCCUGGGCUUGGACCCGCUGCCGUCCCUGGGGCUCGCCCUGCGCUCUGACUUCUCACAUAUGUCGUCUGAGUUUCAGAACAGCGUUGGACCUCGUUCGCCUGGUGCAUCAAACCCUCCGGGAAGCACUGAGUGGGACAACGACUACCCCAGCAGAGAGUGUGGGAUUAACCACUGCAGCAUGCUGCCAAGGGACAAGGCACUCUACCUCACCUAAAACUCAACAUCUCUUUCCGAGGAGGCUCAGAUGAAGGACACUUGAGAGGGUCUAUCCUACAGACUACCCGGAGAGGCACCAAGCAAGUCGUAUGGACGAGAGAGCUACCACUGUACCUCGUCGCUGGCUUCGUUUCCAGGCUCUAAGAGCAGUUUUCUUUUAUUAUUUUUGAACUCUAAAGUCUACUUUCCAUGGCAGCCCAAAACCUCAUAAAUCAUGAAGAAAAAAAAAAAAAAAAAAAAAUAAAAAAAUAAAAAAAAAACCACAAAACCAACAAAAAAAAAAUAAACUAAGGACACCAUUUUUCUGCUUGCCAUCAGCUUAGCUACAGACUAUUUUCCUAGUGAACUGCUUUUAGACGCAGCAUAGGCCCAGGUCUGGUGUCCUACAGCAUUAGGCCAGCUCAGUAGGAGGAUGCACUCUUUUGACUUGCUAACAGCACUAAACUUUGUGCAAGAAAAUGUGAAGUUUGUGUGAAUAUUGUACAUGCAAAGGCCUUGGAUGUCUGGCAAAAA
Messenger RNA from Phaethon lepturus (White-tailed tropicbird), 1637 nucleotides. RefSeq names its product TOX high mobility group box family member 2 (gene TOX2). Lineage: Eukaryota; Metazoa; Chordata; Aves; Phaethontiformes; Phaethontidae. The record is from RefSeq and is a predicted model, not a curated record. Gene Ontology annotation, cellular component: nucleus. Gene Ontology annotation, biological process: regulation of transcription by RNA polymerase II. The annotation marks the transcript as partial. Gene Ontology annotation, molecular function: chromatin DNA binding. The transcript is spliced from 8 exons.